Strongylocentrotus purpuratus (purple sea urchin) is the source of this 2027-nucleotide messenger RNA. It is a transcript of the gene riox1, whose product is annotated as ribosomal oxygenase 1. Gene Ontology annotation, molecular function: histone H3K4 demethylase activity; histone H3K36 demethylase activity. Lineage: Eukaryota; Metazoa; Echinodermata; Echinoidea; Camarodonta; Strongylocentrotidae. The coding region runs from base 105 to 2024 and encodes 639 amino acids. Gene Ontology annotation, cellular component: nucleolus. The transcript has 14 exons. The record is from RefSeq and is a predicted model, not a curated record.
UGUAGACUAUUCACACUACUUGUACUUGGCACCAGUGCAGUGCAGGCAGUCUCUCUGUGCAGUGUGGGGGUCAAUUAACAAUAAUAAAUCAGGCAGCUAAAGAAAUGCAAUCCAGUGGGAAGAGAAUAUCAGCUUACGCCGUUUUUAAGGCAAAGCAGAAUGCUACACCAAAGAAAGAAGUCCGAGGCAAGGUUCAGAAGCCUGAGGCGUCCACCCCCAUCGCUGGUCUCAUCAGACAGGGCCAGGGUAAGCUGAAGAAGCUUAGAGAAUCUGCUCGCUCCAAGAAGACCAAGAAAGCUGUCAAGAGGUCAGAGGGCACAGUUGGAAGGUUGCAAGCAGAUAAUAUGGACGUCAAUGAUGAUGACAGACCUUCUUCUAGGUUAUCAAGUCGAACAAGGCCUACACGAACUGAGGCAGCGGAUUCCAAGCCCAGAGGAAGUAGUCAGAAAAAGCGUAAAUCACCUUAUACUACAACCCCAGACAAGGGAGGAAGAAAAAAGGUCACACCCACCUUGCAACCAACAGAACCAAUUGCAAAACGUCUCAAGUACCAGGAGAGUGGGAACGAGAGCACCAUAGCUGGCCCAUCAUCCAGUGUAUCAGAUAACUCGCUGAAGAGAGACAGUCAUCAACAUGGAAAAGAUGUCUUCUCGUGGCUCAUAUCACCUUUCAAGGUUGAAGACUAUUUCAAAAAUAUAUUUGAAAGGAAACCCCUGUUCUUGAAGAGACAUAAACCCGGCUAUUUUACAGACAUUUUCAGCUCAAAAGAACUCAGUAAUAUUCUUAAAGAGAAUGAUGUGCAGUUCACUCGGAAUAUUGAUGUCACCACAUACACAGAUGGAAAGAGAGAGACACACAACCCAACAGGCAGGGCGCAACCUCAAGUAGUGUGGGACUACUAUAACAAUGGUUGUUCAGUGAGAGUCCUAAAUCCUCAAUCAUAUUCUACCAGAGUAUGGCAACUCUUAGCAGCGCUUCAGGAGUUCUUUGGUUGUUUUGUAGGAGCGAACAUUUACCUAACUCCUCCAGGCACACAAGGGUUUGCACCUCACUAUGAUGACAUAGAGGCCUUUGUGCUUCAACUAGAAGGCAAGAAACAUUGGAAGCUGUAUAACCAGAGGUCACCAGCUGAAGUACUUCCUAGGUUCUCUAGCUCAAACUUCACUGAUGCUGAUAUUGGUCAGCCAAUCUUAGACACAACCCUAGAGCCAGGAGAUCUUCUCUACUUCCCAAGAGGAGUCGUCCAUCAAGCAAGCACUCCCUCCGAGACCCACUCUCUUCAUAUCACGAUAUCAGCAUGUCAGAAGAACACAUGGGGUGACUUGAUGGAGCAUGUCCUAACCAGAGCACUCCAUGUCGUUAGAGAGGAGAACAUUGAUUUCAGGAAGUCUCUACCUACCGAUUACCUCAACUAUAUGGGUGUGGCUCAUGAGGAUCUGGAUGAUGAGAGGAGACAACCAUUCAUGAAAAAGAUUGGUGACCUGUUCUCAAAGCUACUAAAAUCUGCUCCUAUAGAUGCUGCAGCGGAUCAGAUGUCUUUAGAAUUCUUCCACACCAGUCUUCCCCCUGUACUUGAAGAAGCUGAGGAAUCCUGCAGUGUUUUUGGUGAGAGCGCAUCCUGCAGGAAUGGCAAAGUAUCAGGCAUCGUCCAGCUUGGUGAAGACGACCAGAUAAGGCUACUGAGGAGGAACAUCCUUAGACUAGUCCCUGAAGAAGACAAGGUCCUGGUCUAUCAUUCAUUAGAAAACUCCAGGGUGUUCAAAGAAAAGGAGCUUCAGUAUUUUGAGAUACCUCCAGAGCUUGCACCAGCUGUAGAACAUCUCCUCCACAGCUAUCCUGACUAUGUACCUGUGAGCAACCUGGCUGAUCAGUUACAACCUGUAAAUGACGAGAUAGCUGAUCCAGAGGACCUUGCACAGACCCUGUAUGAAAAGGGUUUACUGAUGACCAAAUUCAAGUUGGAACCUUCAGUGUCAUCAAGCUCAGAUGGUCACAGAGAAGUGACUAUUCACCAGUCCAGAUAGUUG